AUGGUCAUGAGACCUGCCCCCUCAGACAUACUGAUGGUCUUGUCUCCUGCCCACUCUGACGCGCAGAUUUUCGUGUCAGCUGCCCCCUCUUAUGUGCACAUGAUCAUGCAGGUGCACGUGACCAUGUUCACGUCAAAGAUGGCAGAUUCUAUAAUUAGACAGCCAGAGGCAGAAGAUGGGGAAUGUGUCUUUCCAUUCAGAUAUAGAAGUGGACUGUUCUACGACUGUGUCCGUUUCAAUGCAAAACACCAUUGGUGUUCUUUAAAUGAGACUUUCCAAGGAUAUUGGAAGUAUUGUGCUCUGUCAGACCAUGCUCAGUGUGCCUUUCCCUUCUGGUUCAGACGUAUGAUCUACUGGGAUUGCACUGAGGAUGGGGAGGUGUAUGGAAGAAAAUGGUGUUCACUGACCCCAAAUUACAACAAAGACAAGAUUUGGAAGUAUUGUGAAUAA
This is a messenger RNA of Nannospalax galili (Upper Galilee mountains blind mole rat), 450 nucleotides long. Its product is annotated as binder of sperm protein homolog 1-like. Gene Ontology annotation, cellular component: cell surface. The coding region runs from base 1 to 450 and encodes 149 amino acids. NCBI's taxonomy places the organism in Eukaryota, Metazoa, Chordata, Mammalia, Rodentia, Spalacidae. The record is from RefSeq and is a predicted model, not a curated record. The transcript is spliced from 4 exons. Gene Ontology annotation, molecular function: heparin binding.